This is a messenger RNA of Racocetra persica, 588 nucleotides long. The record is from the annotation of a GenBank genome assembly. Lineage: Eukaryota; Fungi; Glomeromycota; Glomeromycetes; Diversisporales; Gigasporaceae.
GCGAUUGGUAUAUAAGAGAUGACCUUCCAAGGCUCAGAUAUAAACAUGAUGAAGCAUUAACAAUUUGCGAUAUACCAUGUAUCUGGACAGUAAAAAAUUUAGAUGAUUUAACGCCCAAAGAACUUAAAAACGCUGAUGCUCUUUUUUGUGUUAAUCAACCAAAGUUACCAAAAAAGAAAGCAUGGAAAGGACAAAAGUUCAUACAAUAUACUUUAGAACCUAAGACUCAUUGCCCACAAUGUCAUGAUAAAAACCACCUAUUUGAUUUCCGCGCAACUCAUGAUGAGAGUUCUGAUGUACCUACAAGUUAUGUUAGAAUGGACUCUACAAGAUGGAGAUUAGUGCCUCCUUUUGAUGUAAAAAAGCUCUCUCAGAAUUCACCAUUUAUUUCGUUUAUCGCUUCUCACUGGACUGAAUUCAGGGAGAAUUUUGUUUCAAGUAUUGAAGCCCAUAUUCCUGUUGCAUCCUUUGGUGGUGUCCGUCAUAACACCGAUUGGAACAUUCAUCCUGAAUGCGAGGGUUUAAGCCACUUUGAUUCAAAGAAUUGUAUAAUUUCUAAAUAUCCAUUUUACUUUUCAAUUGAAAACU